Molecule: messenger RNA, 741 nt
Organism: Haemonchus placei
Lineage: Eukaryota; Metazoa; Nematoda; Chromadorea; Rhabditida; Trichostrongylidae
Source: the annotation of a GenBank genome assembly
AUGAGCACUCAGCAGCCAUUACUGCACGAGACGACACCGACAGAGGAUAGGGUUCGAACCAGUUUUCGGCCACUGCUGAACCCGUGUGCAAUUGCAAAUACAAAUGACUGGACAGGACAGAUUUUGCAGCCAGCGGAAUAUGUAAUACAGUCCACAAGAAUGCUCCAUCAGUUUCUCAUAGCAGUAGCUUCCAUUACUGUGGCUUACACUACCAACGACAUCGCUCCUCAGGAAAUAUCUGUCGACAAGUCAGAAGUUGAUGUAGGGAAACUAGCGAGUGAUAUAGAAGCGCUGCUGAUAGAAGGCGAUAAGAGCAAACGAGUGAUUGAACGAUCAAACGGACCACCUGGAUUCAGUCCGAACGACAUAUUAGCACCCAUAUCACCGAUUAUACUUCCGUCACCCAUACAUCGAACUUUGAAUAAACAAAAAUCUAACGCCCCCAAACGUCGUCUAGUUUAUGUAAUCCAUCGCCCGAUCUUCAUAAGAAGGGGUCAUAUUGUUCCAGAUCCUAAUCCUCCCUCAACUGGUACCCUUCUACUACAACGCUUUGAGGACCAGCAACAACGUGACGCACCCCCCGUUGAGCCCGUCCCCAUGCGAAAACCACGUCGUAGGAUCAUCUUUCACCCGUAUACUCCCCCUAACAGAAAGCCCCUCAUACAAGAAACACCAUCAGAUCGAAUACAAGAAGUGCAAGAUGAAAUCUUUGAGGAGUCGUCCCAUGAUCCUUAUCAAUAG